Haliotis rufescens (red abalone) is the source of this 4336-nucleotide messenger RNA. RefSeq names its product kelch-like protein 12. Bases 164 to 1873 code for a protein of 569 amino acids. Gene Ontology annotation, molecular function: protein binding. The record is from RefSeq and is a predicted model, not a curated record. The transcript is spliced from 11 exons. NCBI's taxonomy places the organism in Eukaryota, Metazoa, Mollusca, Gastropoda, Lepetellida, Haliotidae.
CACUCAACUUUUCUAUCUCCCUAUGCAGAAGAGUCCAUGCGGAAGUGGCUGCGACGCCAACAUGACAGCACGUCAUUUGUAAACAGAGCCAGUCCAUCGUUCAUUCAGAGUCAGAACUACCACACCAGGUAGUGUUCCGAUAUUUCAAAGGGCCCCUUCUGCUAUGUUACCAAGCAUGUCCCUGGACAGACAGAUUGUCACGGACCAACACGCCAAGUCCAUCCUGACCACCAUGAACAACCUCCGCAAGGCUAACACCCUGUGUGACAUCACCCUCAAGGUCAUGGGCGAGUCCUUCCCCGCACACAGGAUCGUACUGGCGGCCUGCAGUGAUUACUUCUGUGCCAUGUUUACAAAUGAGAUGUCGGAGAAGGACAAGUCUAUGAUAGAACUGCAUGAAAUAUCCUCGGAUGUGAUGAGAGAGUUACUGGACUUUGUGUACACAGAAACAGUAGAUGUCAGUGUAGAAAACGUCCAGGAACUGUUGCCAGCUGCGUGCUUGUUGCAGCUCAAUGGUGUGAAAGAGGCAUGUUGUUCUUUCUUAGAAAAUCAACUUGACUCGUCAAAUUGCCUUGGAAUCAAAAUAUUUGCUGAACAACACAGCUGCAAGGCAUUAUGGGAAGCUGCAGAGUCAUACAGUCUCCAUCAUUUCGAGGAAGUGGUUGGGCAGGAAGAGUUCAAGACCCUCCCUCUUGCGGAGAUGGAGAGAUUAAUCAAAAGUGAUGAACUUCAGGUAAACAGCGAGGAGCCUGUGUUCCAGGCAGUGAUUGACUGGGUCAAGUACGACCGAGAGAGCCGAUGUGAGUGUCUUCCGCAACUGCUCAACUAUGUCCGACUCCCGCUGCUCACUGCUCGCUACAUCACGGAUGUCAUCGACCAAGAGAACCUUGUUAGACGGAGUCACAAGUGUAGAGAUCUUCUAGAUGAAGCCAAGAAAUUCCACCUUAGACCCGACCUCAGACUGAAAAUGGUCAGCCACAAGACCAAGCACAGAAUAGGAAUAGGAGAUGCACUGGUUGUUCUCGGAGGAUUUGGAUCUCAACAGAAUCUAGUCAAUGCCGUUGAAAAAUAUGACCCCCAAACCAAAGAGUGGACCAGACUGCCUUGUUUAACACGAAGAAGAAGAUAUGUGUCAGCUGCAUCUCUGGAAGGGAAGCUGUACGUGAUCGGGGGAUUUGAUGGUCAGUCCCGCCUCAGUAUGGCCGAAUGUCUGGACAUGACCGAGGAUAAGAAUAUGUGGACCAUUGUAUCUUCCAUGAACCAUCGGAGAGGCCUGGCUGGCUGCUGUGUUUACAAGGGCCACAUCUAUGUGUGUGGGGGGUUCGACGGCUACACGAGGCACACCAGCAUGGAGAGGUACAACCCCAGCAAUGAUGACUGGACCAUGCUGAACGGCAUGACUAUUGGGCGUGAGGGGGCGGGGCUCGUGGUGGCAGGGGAUCACAUCUACUGUAUCGGGGGAUACGACGGCAUCAAUCUCCUGGACUCGGCCGAGAGGUACAACCCUGCCACAGAGGAGUGGUCAACCAUCACCAGCAUGUCCAUCCAGCGGUCAGGAGCGGGUGUGGCCGUGCUGAAUGAUGUCAUCUAUGUGUGUGGAGGUUACGACGGGACCGAGCACUUGGCCACGGUGGAGAGUUACGACCCCAGCACCAACCACUGGACGUCCCUGCAUCACAUGAGGAUACCCCGGUGUUAUGUGGGGGCAUGUGUGGUCAGGGGGAAACUCACAGUUGUAGCAGGGUAUGAUGGCAACACCCUUCUGAACACUGUGGAGGCAUAUGACCCCAUGACAGACACCUGGGAGAUCCUGGAGAACUGUAUGCAGACUCCCAGGUGUGACGCUGGCAUCGCUGUGGUCAGGAUGCCCUGACCUUCACCUUGACCUUCACCUUGGGCUCUUGCUAUCUCUCUGGUCAGUGUGUGGUCACACUGUUGGACUGUCGACACUCCCAAGACACUCCCAAGACCAGCACGGCAUGAGGGGAUGUCAUUGGUACCAUGGUUACAGCAUUUUGGUUACCAAGGUUACGCCCAUCUGGCAAUGUGUUGUCAUUGUAGGUAAUUCUGUGAAGUGUUCUGUUUAACAUGUGAAACAGUUCUAUACGAUGCACACAUUUAACAUCAAUCUGUAUAGGAUUCAUUUGAAAACAUAUCCUUUCUGAAAAUCACAACAAUUUGUAUGCAAGUUUACAGUAAUUACAGAGAAUGUUUAAAACGUGUAAAAUAUCCACGAUAUGUGAAGCUGCUUCAAGACAACUACCUGGGACACUAAUGUUCAGCUGAUGCAGGCAGUUCUCCCCCUGACUGACGAGGAGUCAUUAACAUCAGACAAAGAUGAAAAAAUGUGUCGGGUCUAUAAGAAGACAAAUGGUUUUCUGGAAGAGAUUAUCAAUUCAAGAGAUUCUUCGUUUUCUUUAUCUAUUUUUCUCCUAUAUAUUUAUUGUCUUUAACUCAUGUAGAUAAGUGCUUUUUGUAUGAAAAGAGGUAUUGUCAUGGUAACUAAUGUACAAGAACAAAUAUUUGUUGGGGUGAAUGUUUGAAUGUGGGUAUUCAUGUAAAAAUGUGACCAGUACAUGGGGUGGCAUUGAACUGUGAUAUCAGUAGUAAAACCAUCCUCUAUUGUCCAGAGUAUUAUAUCUCAAGUCAAUUAUAAUAAAUACCCUGGACCCAUUCACCACCAUAGCUUCGUGUCUGAAGUCAUGUCACCAUCUCAAUCAGUCUUAUCAUUAACUGUUCACAGAAUUUAUCUCUAUCAUGAGUGUACUUAAAUUGGAUGGCUACUUUUUCAGCAUCAUGUAAAUUGGAUCUGGGUCAAGAUUAAGCUAUGGCAGUGAACGGCGAUUAUUGGUAUUAUAAUAGAACAGAUAUCCAAUACCCUGGAUAACCUAGGAUGUCUGUCAUGCAAGAUUUGGGUACCUGGAAUCAGGGGGUUUGAAAGGGAAUCGUAUGAUGUGUGGGGUAGAAAUUUUCACAUAUUUAUCUUGCUGUUUCAUGUUCCACUUGUGAUUCUUUAUGUUUGUUUAUUGAAACGUUUACAACUCUCUUUGCUUUAAUGUUCUCCAGACCGUAGUAUAGAUGGAGUAUAUAAAUUAGCACUGAUUUUGAAGGUUUCUACAAGUGCUUGGGUGGGGUCAUAUUAUUGAUGGUGAUAUACGGUAUGUGAUUAUUUGAAAACACUCCAGUUUCCACAUGAGGCCUAAAUGUUUUGAGCUCAAUCAUAGCGCCACCAGUAGUUAUUACAAGUUUUGUCCCUUUUUUCUAUGUCCCCCCAUUUGACCAAUCAGAUUCCACCUCUCAUAUCACUUGCAGUUGCUUCAAACCAAAUGGCGGCACCCAGUCAAGAUGAUGAGAUUGAUAUUCAAGAUCUAUAUUCUAAUAAAACAGGUCUUUCCUCACAAUAUGCAUCAAGUUGAAUAAGCAACUUGAUAAGAAACAUAAAAUGAUUUGGAAAAUAUCUGUUGAUGUAAGAAAUUCCGUCAGUCAACCGAAAUCUGCAUGGCAGUUGACGAACUGGAUGUUGAUUUCGUUACGCGAUUUUGAUUGGACUAAGUAUGCAUAGACUUGUUAGUCCAGCCAAAAUAUAACUCCAUAAUUCCAGCCUAGUUUGGCAAGGGUGGAAACUGGACGAUUAUAGUCAGUUAACUCACUUGCCUCGGGAAGUUGAAGAUUGACUUAAUCACAGCUGCAGGACUACAGAACCAGUUGAGCACACCUCCGAUUUUUUUCAGGUUAAGAAUAUAUUCAAGUAGUGUAGGCAAUGGGGUCAAGAUGCCAAGCCUUCUUGAACCAUCCUAAGAUUUUUUUAUAUUGUUUUGCCAAAUACUGAGUUAUUCAUUAACUUACAAAUCAUGGCAGUAUUAAGCUGAAGGAUGUUUUCACUAUGCCAUUGUUACCAUGGUAACAUCAUAUAAGUAUUUAAAGAUGCUGAAAGGCAUUGUCUUGCAUUUAUUGUUGAACGUGAUUGUUGUUCAUUGUUAUCUUGUGGUUUCAUUGUCAGACUUGAAGAUUCUCAGUGUACAUGAAAUCAGUCUCAUGUGAUGUGAUAUUUUGUGUUGUGUAACUACGGCAACAUACAAGCAGCUAGCACAGGAUAUGCCUUUUGACAAGUUUAAGCUAUGGUCUCAUCCCUGAAACUAAUGAAAAUGAUGCAACGUUUAUCAUGUAUACAAACUUUUCUCAGGUAAUAAUAUUGAUAUUACAAUAAUAGCUUGGGCACGGGUGGCCAAGUCGUCUAAGGAACCACGAUUUGCUGAGCAGAAUUGCGUCCCUUGGGCAGGCCAGAAAUCUGUGAUUGUGGGUUUGAAUCCAGGUUGGCCCCGAUUAUGUUUCUAGA